Diceros bicornis minor is the source of this 5899-nucleotide messenger RNA. RefSeq names its product maturin, neural progenitor differentiation regulator homolog (gene MTURN). NCBI's taxonomy places the organism in Eukaryota, Metazoa, Chordata, Mammalia, Perissodactyla, Rhinocerotidae. The transcript has 3 exons. Gene Ontology annotation, biological process: positive regulation of megakaryocyte differentiation; regulation of signaling. Gene Ontology annotation, cellular component: cytoplasm. The record is from RefSeq and is a predicted model, not a curated record. Bases 263 to 658 code for a protein of 131 amino acids.
CGGGCGCGGCGCCGCGCCGUCCCUGGGCGCCGCCCGCCCCGUUACACACAGCAUGUAAACAGUCCCCGCCGGGAGGAGCCCCGGCACCGGAGGGAGCCCGCCCUGCCCGGCCCCGCCGCCUGCCCCGGAGCCCGCGGAGCCGCGCGCUGCCCGCCCGGGAGGAGGGCGCCCGAGGAAAGAGGAGGGCGGGCGGGCGGCGCAGGGAGCAGGAGGCGGGCGGCGCGAGCGGAGGCUGGGGGAGCGGCGGGCGCGGCGGGCCAGGAUGGAUUUCCAGCAGCUGGCUGACGUUGCGGAGAAAUGGUGCUCCAACACGCCCUUCGAGCUCAUCGCCACCGAGGAGACCGAGCGCAGGAUGGAUUUCUACGCCGACCCCGGCGUCUCCUUCUACGUGCUGUGUCCGGACAACGGCUGCGGGGACAAUUUUCACGUGUGGAGUGAGAGCGAAGACUGCCUGCCUUUCUUGCAGCUAGCACAGGAUUACAUCUCCUCCUGCGGCAAGAAGACGCUCCAUGAAGUCUUGGAAAAAGUCUUCAAGUCUUUCAGACCUUUACUGGGGCUUCCGGAUACCGAUGAUGAUGCAUUUGAAGAGUACAGUGCAGACGUGGAAGAGGAGGAGCCAGAGGCGGACCACCCCCAGAUGGGGGUCAGUCAGCAGUAAACUUCCCAGGGCUCCCGCCUGAGAAGGAGUGUGAGCCCCGUGGUACCUGAGGUGGGGUCGCAUGCUCCUGGGUUAGCAUUUUGCGUUAGCACUUCGAAACAGGACGUCUGACUCCCAGCACCCAAAUUAAAAUGAAAUACCUUUUUAAUGACCACAAAAUAUCUGGGAUGAGCUUUGCUCAGAAGUGACCUGAAUCUUACUCCCGUUUCAGUGGGUUUCUAUGGAGUUGUCUCGGUAGCCUUUGCCGUUUUGAAUUUAGAGUCCAUUUUGUGGCUGGCCCUUCUCUGUUGAGUUUAUGUUAGAGAAUUAACAUUCGCUGACUUGAAUGUAGAGAACUCUGAAUGUAUGAAGGAUGUGUUUUGAGUCCUCACAGGUGACAUUAUUGAGGGGAAGCAUGGCAGAGAAGAAAUGCAGUCUGCACUUUUUAUGUACCUUUAAAAGUGUCCGUAAGUGAAAGGUUUGCUUAUAAAGCAUGAGUUUUAAUAUCUAGUCAUUCAACUUCACAAGUGCAAAUACAAGGGCAGAAAAGGAUAGUCACUUAGCUUUGGAUGAAGAGGGUAAGAGAGGCAAAGAGAGGCCUUUGUUUAAGUGUUCUGCCAUUACUGAGUUACCUGGAUAUGUAGCAACCAGUUCAUGGUUAGGUUUAAACCUUGCUUGCAUGUUCAAUUAUUUUCAAACAUGCUAAUUCCAAAGCCACUUUUAAAGUCUAAUAGUGGAAAAUAUAAAUGGGGUGAAAGACCUAAAUUACUGAUUUCUUUAAAAUGUUUAUAAACCGUCCCACAUAUGAAAUGAAACAUUUACCUUCUCUCUUUGUCAUGAGAUGGCAACUUGUUAAAUCAUGAGAACAUCCAGAAUCCAAGUGCCCCUUACACGUUGAAGCCAUAGAUAGAUUUAAUAGGAAAAUACACCAGGACAAAUUUUUUAAAAAUAUGAUGGAAUCCUUCUUUACUUUCUUAAUCUUUUUAUCUUUUACAAAACAAGAAAAGGAUCCCACUGUAUAAUUUAUUGAAAAAUUGUAAUCAGGUGUUUCAAGGAACCUAAUUACAGUGAAUUUUUAAAGCGACACGAACGUGGGAAUCUUCUAAUCGUGGGUUAGCUUGGUUCGAAGAGGAAGUUUUAAUGAUCAAAAUACUCAGACAACUCACAGAAACAACUGCUAUAAUAACUGGAAACACUGCUGUCGUCAUUUAGCCAACAAAUACUUAUGAGGGAAAUCCCCAUAACGCUAACAUGGAAUUAUUGAAAACAUUCGCUUUCUUGGACCCUUCCGCAUCUCUGGUUCUAAUAACUUAGGAUGCAGAGUGUCUCUUUUACAACACUUAACUAAACGUAGCAUCUGGGGUGGGAAUGUUUGUGCUAUGCACGCAUGUGCCUGUUAGGUUGUCAAAGUUUUGGAUUUGAAAAAAAGCAACCACAGUGGAGGCCACAGAGCUCCUCAGAGUCUUGUACAUCUUCCAGGCGUGUCGGUGUAAACCUGAUUCUGGAAACCUUUUCUGUUUGAUUGGUGCUGUGAGGAGCGUGGCUGCUCUCGGUAGAACAGUGUACUCCAGUGUCGAGUCAUUGGGUAAAGUGAUAGAGUGGUUUCCAUCCUGGCUUCAGGACCCACUUUUUUUUUUUUCUUUUCUUGGAAAAACAUAUUAAAGGUUAAUUUCAAGUAAAAUGAAUUUCCCUCUGACGAGGCUGUUAACACAGCAACCCUUGGUGUUUCACCCCGUGGGGUGACAUGCUCCGUGCUUUGCUCCCUGGCCCUGUUCUGAGAGGUGCAGUCCCUGAGCAAAGCUGACUGUGGGCUGUCCCUUCUCCUGAAGGUAUGGCCCAGGUUUGGGGGAACCUCUGUGUUAACACAAUAGGCUGCAAGAGUGACUUCAGCAACUGAAAUGAGGAAGCUUUGCUAGCUUGCUCUAUUCGAAGGUGAACUGGAAUUUCAUAUGUAGAGGCUUAAAAUCUAAAUUUACAUGUGUUUGAAAAUGGAAUAGACAUUAAUAUAAAAUGUAUUUUAUCAAAAAAGUGUUCAGACUUUGAUCAAAUACAUUUUGGUAUUAUUAUGUUAAUGUUCUCUGUUUGUAAAAAUUGAGCUGUGCUAGACUCAGCCGUUCAGCAGGCUGAGGAGAAGUCUGGUCUUUUUUCCACCCUAGGAGUAAGGACAACAUGGAGUAUGUUACUUAUUUUCAUGGCAAACCCCCCAAAGGUGUUAGCCAAUCGCAUUGUUUCCUGUAAAACUUCUUUUACUCUGGUUGUGUGCCCCCCGCCAGUGCUCGCUCACACCCGCACGCACUCUCCCUGCACUGUGGAUUCUGUUUGGGUUGUGCAUGGCGUUAGAGCUCUCACGGUGCAGAGCUUCCCCUGGUGGGUCAGGGAGUCAGGCAGCCUCUGGUUUUUGAUAGGGAAGUGGUUCCCUGGCUGCACAAGUUCCUGAGUUGCACAAGCAUAUAACACACUUACCAGGGGGCAGCAUGGCACAGCGGGAGGAGCGCUGGCCCAGGAGUUAAGAGAGAGACCUGAGUUCUAGUCCUGACUGCCAGCGACGGCGUGAUCUUGGGCAGGCCACUUAACUAGCCUGAAAUAAGGGGUGUUUGCCCUCCCUGCUUAGCCACUAUCCUUCCAUGACUGCCUUAUGGUGUGUGUGUGUGUGAAGAGCAGCAGUCAAGGAAACUGUUCGGGAAAUGAGAAGGAAAUACAUUUUGAAUCCUGCUGUCUGUGGGAUCCUAGCCCUGGCACUGCCUUAGAACAUGUUUCUGUUGGUCUCUGAGUGUCCAGACCCCCUGGGGCCUGAUCCCGAGGGGCUGAUGAAAUUCUCGUCCUUAGAUGAGAGGGUAAAGUAAGGCCCCAGCAGAUAGAGAAAACCUACUUGUGCCAGUUGUGCAUGCUCUGCCUGUGGGAGACAUAGCUUCUCUUUGUGCCCUGACAGUCUAGGGCUUUGGAAACGGAAUAAGUUUAACUUAACUGAGAGGGGGAGGUUUGCAUGAAGAGCUGGAAGAGAGUGCAAGACACGUUCUUUUACUUUUUGCCGUGUCAUCCAACAGAGAGAAAGAGAAGUAAUGGAGUGAGUGUGUGUGUGUGUGUGUGUGUGUGUGUGUGUGUGUAGGUGUGUGAAUGGGGGAAUGAUUGAUUGCUGGUUGAUCACUGUGGGCCCGCUGUAAAAUCAGGCCUAUGAUAAUGUUACAAAACCUUGAUCCUGGGUUUGAGUGAAUCACAGAGACAUUUUUCUCAUGGCUACCUAGUUACUUCCUCUGCCUGAUAAUCAUACUGAGCAGACUUCAGGGAAUCGGAGAAUGAGUUAUGGAGCCAGGAGGGAGGCAAGACCCCACACAAGGCCUGCUGCCACCCUGGACUCAGUUACACUGAGGUGUCCAUUCAAGUAUCCCUGGCUCAUGGCAGCGUGUAGUUCUUUUUUUUUUCCAUGACUAGAAAACGGAAAGUCUCUCAUUUAGGAAUUCCCCUUGGUCCUGGUACCAGAAUUAGGUUUCCAGUGUACUUAAGUGAAAACCUCUCUCCUCGCAUAGUGACUGUCAUUUUUCAAAUAUAAGCAGAAACCUGUCUCUAGCACAGUUACGUCUCUGAAUAUUGUUUCUGUUUCAUAAGAGCACAAAGUGUAUGGAGCUAGGGGAGCUGUGAUACCAGAGCAGCAUCAGAGAUUGUCCUUUAGGAACCUGCCUUGCAUAUUAAAAUUCACAAGGUGGGAAAGGGGUAUGAACAAAUCUGAUUUCACGUGGUGUGAGAGGCAGUUAGGAGUAGGCAGGACUUAAUCUGGGGUGGGAGAAGAUGAGUAAGGGAGAAUGGGAGACGUAGGGUUUGAUUCUUUUAAAAAAAAAAAAAAAAAGCCAGGAGGCAGUUACCAUAUAAGGUACAGGAAAACUGUUUUCAUGGCUAUCUUGCUAGGUAGGAGCCUGCUUUCCUCAAAGGGACUGCCUGCAUGUUGAGAGGCAAGGCCUGUGAUAGGAAUGGCUUUGUGGCUUUAAAAUGCACCCCAGCCAAGGAGAAAAUGAGUGUCCUGCAAAUCUGGUGGGGCUCUUUUCCUCGAUAAACCAGCUGCCAGCCAGAGAAGCUUGUCUUGCCAAAGUAACACCUGGCAGGCAGAACGUGAACCAAACUUGAUCUUGCUGUCAGCUGCGGAGGAGGCCAUGGGUCAGGAAUGCCCCCACAGGCCAGAGCUUCCCGACUCCACCGAGCUUCAGGGUGGUAGAAAGAGCACAAUUAAAACUCAAGUGGAUCACAGAUCCCUCUUCCCCUCUAGUGAGUGUCCAAAGAGAUGCCAUUGCUGAUUACUUAGUCUUCAGAUUUCCAGAGAAUCCUAAAAUUCUUUUGAAUUCAAAACUAAUCCUCUUUCAUAAAGACCCAAUCGGUUAUCUUGGUUUUGUGAUACCAGGUGUGACAUGAAAGACUGAAGUCUUUUAGAUUUUAUACAGAAUAAUUCUGAAACUUGCCAGAAUGCCAGUAGCCUCUGGUGUCCAUGGCAACGUGGUGUCCAUGGUUAAAUAUCUAUAGCUCAUGUUCAUUGGGCAAAUUGUUAAAUAAUAUGUUGUCUUUGAUAUUUUUGUUUAAAUUUGGAUUACAAAAAGAGAGGACCUCUGAGCAUUUCAUGUUAGAAACCCCAUUUAAAGCAGUGUAAGGCUGAAUAGGCACAAGAAGUUAAAAACGUGCACCAGGCCACAUAAAAGUAAACAUUUAAUUUGCUGAGAACUGUAUUCAAGUUAUGUGGUAAAACAAAGCUGACAGUCUGUUCUUUGUAAAAUGGCCUUUCCAAGGUUUUUCUUUUGUUUUUGUUUAUUAAGAUUCAUUUUUUACUUUAAGUACCUUCUGAUGGCAAGGCAGGUAAAGAUACAGAGCGGUACUCUGUACACGUGUCAGCUUUUUAGAGGAGAAAGUAAAUGGUUAAUUUUAAGGAAAACUUGAAACUAUCUGUGAACCAGUCUUAUUUGUGUAUGAGAGCAAAUUUUAGCCUUCUACACGAGAAGCAAAAGCAAAGAACAGUUUUGGGUUUUCUUUUUAGGCAAGGAAUGUUUCAUGCAAGUGUGUAUGCUUUCUUUGCCUUUAUGUUUCCUUUCAAAGAAAUCUCUUGUAAAUUACAAAACUGUGAAAUGGGUUGCCAAAAAUUGUUGCUGUUCGGUAGAUGAUGCUUCAAGCGGUGUAAAUCCUCAAUUGAACCCUGUCCACAUCUGGUCCUUCCUCCCUCCCCUGAGAGUGAGGAUCUCAUCUAACGAUGUAAUUACCAUACGCUUGCUAUUAAAGAGCCUUCCAAAC